AUGAUCGAGCAUGAUUUGAAGGUGGCGCACGAAACCAUUUACUGCAAUAACAAUCUGCAAAACGUCGCGAAGCUGCUCCUGGCGAAGCACAACAAGGAAGUGAACAGGAAAAACGCAAAAAUGAUGAACAAUGCUGGUGCGGGUGCUGACGCAGUGAAAAUGAUUGCAAAUACAUCUUCUUCAUCCUUCGCCGACCAGAUGGAGCUCAGUAGCGGCAGCUCCGCUUCCGCAACUACCAACAGCCAGCUCCCGAAGAGCACCACAGUCGUGUCCGAUGGAAGGUUCGGAGUGGAUCAGAAGCGGCUACUGUUCACGAUUUUGCUCCAGCACGAAAUGCCACCCACGCAGAGCGGGGAGAACUUCAAACUCUUUCACAUGAUGAGUAAAGACGAAGUUGCGGACUACAGAUCGAAAGAUUAUUACUUGCCGAACGAGUACUGCCCAG
Molecule: messenger RNA, 445 nt
Organism: Amoebophrya sp. A120
Lineage: Eukaryota; Dinophyceae; Syndiniales; Amoebophryaceae
Source: the annotation of a GenBank genome assembly